AGAAGUCGCAGCUGACCCCCAGACAGAACUUAGUCUAUCUGGGGAUUCAGAUGGAUUCUCGGGGUUUUCGAGUAUUUCCUUCGCAAGAGAGACUCGCGAGAGGCUUGGAGAAAGUCUCUCUCUUCUUAAGGAAAGAACAGACGUCGGCGAGGGAAUGGUUAAGCCUUCUGGGGACCCUUUCCUCGCUCGAACAGUUCUUUCCUCUAGGAAGACUUCAUAUUCGUCCACUUCAAUUCUUUCUCAAGAGGUCUUGGAGUUGGAAGACAGGAAAUCUAGCAGACGCCUUUCCCAUUCCAGUGGAGAUUAAGCCGCACUUGGAAUGGUGGUUGCCCCCAUUGAAAGAGAACAAGGGAAUCUCAAUGAAGGUUCAGAGCCCAGACCUAGUGUUAUACUCCGACGCGUCGGAGAAAGGUUGGGGAGCAACUUUAGGCCAGAGAGAGGUGUCAGGCAUCUGGGAAGCAGCGCAGGUGUCCUGGCACAUAAACUGCAAGGAGCUCUUUGCCGUACAUCUGGCUCUAAAGAAACUAGAACCUUUGGUAUCGAACCAAGCUGUUCAAGUAAAUAUGGACAAUACCACAGCGUUGGCCUACAUUCGGAAACAAGGAGGGACCCACUCCUUGUUCCUUUACGAACUGGCAAGAGACCUACUGCUUUGGACUUCCCAGAGGAAUAUCUCCCUGCUUAUAAGAUUUAUUCAGGGAGUGAGAAAGGUAAGGGCGAACAGGCUCAGCAGGAGGAACCAGGUCCUUCACACAGAGUGGACCCUCGACUCAGAAGUGUGUCAGAGUCUCUGGUCUCUUUGGGGAACUCCCCAUGUGGAUCUCUUCGCCACAUUCCUUUCCAAAAGACUGGAGGUAUUUUGUUCGGUGGUAGAAAAUCCCAGAGCUCUGAUGGUAGACGCCUUCCUACUAGACUGGUCUCACGUAGACGUCUACGCUUUUCCUCCGUUCAAGAUCCUGGGACUAGUUCUGAAGAAAUUUGUAGCUUCAGAAGGAACAUGGAUGACCCUGAUAGCCCCCUUUUGGCCAGCACAAGACUGGUUCACAGAGGUGGUGGAGUGGACAGUAGAUUUUCCCAGAUCCCUCCCAAGAAGGACGGAUCUUCUCAAACAACCACACUUCCAGAGGUAUCAUCAAAACCUCCUUGCUCUCGCUCUGACUGCCUUUCGACUAUCGAAAGACUUGUCAGAGCAAGAGGGUUUUUCUCGCAAAGUUGCAAGCGCGAUUGCGAGAGCCCGCAGAGCUUCUACUAGACGAGUAUAUCAGUCUAAGUGGGAAGUUUUUAGAAGGUGGUGUGAGUCUAAGAAGUUGUCCUCCUCCACUACCUCUGUGACGGAAAUCGCUGAUUUCUUAUUAUUCUUGAGGGAAGAUUCUCAUCUAUCGGUACCCACAAUAAAGGGUUACAGAAGUAUGCUUUCGGCAGUCUUCAGGAAUAGAGGACUAGAUCUAACAGAGAAUAAGGAUCUCCAUGAUCUCAUAAGAUCAUUUGAGACUACGAAGUCGUCGGGGCCAGCUCCUCCUAGCUGGAACCUUGAUGUAGUUUUAAAAUUCCUUUCCUCUGAUAAGUUCGAACCUCCUCAUCUGACAUCUUUUCGAGACCUGACUAGAAAAUGUUUGUUCCUAUUAGCUUUAGCCACAGCAAAAAGAGUUAGUGAACUGCAUGCUCUAGAGGAUAAAGUAGGAUUUAAAGGGGACU
Macrobrachium nipponense is the source of this 1695-nucleotide messenger RNA. RefSeq lists its product as uncharacterized. The transcript has 2 exons. Lineage: Eukaryota; Metazoa; Arthropoda; Malacostraca; Decapoda; Palaemonidae. The record is from RefSeq and is a predicted model, not a curated record. The coding region runs from base 320 to 1252 and encodes 310 amino acids.